AUGGCUUGGGAGAUGCGGCAGCAUCUUCUCUUGGGCCUGCCUGCGGUGCUCGGUGUUUGCCUGCACUUGAGCUCCGCUGCCCGCGCCGCUUCCUGGGAGGAUGAGCCGCGGCAGGGCGGGCCAAAACCCGACAGCAGCGGAGAUACAUGGGGUGACUUCUUCAGUGAGCUCGCCGACCUCUUGCGGAUGCUGGAUCUUGUUUGGUUCCUGGUGGCCGCUGCAAUCGCCUUGGUUAUCGCAUGCUGGCAGCCUUCGCAGAUUGUGGGCGACACCUCGCAGGUCGAUUCUGAUGGCGUCAAGUGGACGCCACCGUCAUGGUACACCUUGACCACGAUCUUCAACUCGCUCUCCAGCCAUGCCGCGGGCAUCCUCGGCUUCGUGGGCUUCCAGAAGAUCGUGGUAGCCAGGAUCGUGUCCACCAGCCAGCCUAGGGCCAACUGGUCGGCGCCCAACUUCCUCCUCCUCACCAGCAUCGCCAUCUCCAUCACCGCGAUUUUUUCUAGCCUCGUGUUUAUGGGUGUGGACUACCUACGCCGCCUGGCCAUCGACAGCGCGCGGAGUCGGGGAUACAGGCUGAUUUUCAUGCACGGCAAGCUGGAGCGCACAGGACUCGGGAUGGCGCUGAUCCUGAUGACCUUCGUGCUGAUUGUGCUGCCGCUGGCCGGCACAUACUGGGCUAGGCCCAGGGAUUUUUCGGUGUCGUGA
Molecule: messenger RNA, 705 nt
Organism: Symbiodinium sp. CCMP2592
Lineage: Eukaryota; Dinophyceae; Suessiales; Symbiodiniaceae
Source: the annotation of a GenBank genome assembly